Racocetra fulgida is the source of this 466-nucleotide messenger RNA. NCBI's taxonomy places the organism in Eukaryota, Fungi, Glomeromycota, Glomeromycetes, Diversisporales, Gigasporaceae. The record is from the annotation of a GenBank genome assembly.
AUGGCUGGUAAUUAUGAAAUUAUUCCAUGUAUAAAUCGUAAAAUUACCACUCCUGAUUCAGAUACAGGCAAAACAACUGAUUAUAAAGAGGACGAAGAAACUAAAAAAUGUAAAGAAAAACAUGCUAAAAGGCUCUAUAAGGAUAAUUAUGAAAUUUAUAGCAAGUGUAAAGAAAUUAAACUGGAAGGCCAUCCAGGAGAGUUUUCAAAAAAUAAAAAUAAGAAAGAAGAUAAUAAUGAAGAUAAAGAUCAAGAAGUCAAUAUUAAAGUUAUUGAAUCUAAAGAUGAUAAAACAGAUGAUGAUAAAAAUAAGAAUGAUAAAGGUAAAGAUGAUGAUAAGAGUAAAGAGGAUGAUAAGAGUAAAGAGGAUGAUAAGAGUAAAUUGGAUGAUAAGAGUAAAGAGGAUGAUAAGAGUAAAGAGAAUGAUAAGAAUAAAAAGGAUAAUAAGAGUAAAGAGGAUGAUAAAA